This is a messenger RNA of Xiphias gladius (swordfish), 855 nucleotides long. RefSeq names its product homeobox protein six1b. Lineage: Eukaryota; Metazoa; Chordata; Actinopteri; Istiophoriformes; Xiphiidae. Gene Ontology annotation, biological process: regulation of transcription by RNA polymerase II. The coding region runs from base 1 to 855 and encodes 284 amino acids. Gene Ontology annotation, molecular function: DNA-binding transcription factor activity, RNA polymerase II-specific; RNA polymerase II cis-regulatory region sequence-specific DNA binding. The record is from RefSeq and is a predicted model, not a curated record. The transcript has 2 exons. Gene Ontology annotation, cellular component: transcription regulator complex; nucleus.
AUGUCUAUAUUGCCUUCCUUCGGGUUCACGCAGGAGCAAGUGGCGUGCGUUUGCGAGGUGUUGCAGCAGGGAGGAAACUUGGAGAGGCUCGGCCGCUUCCUGUGGUCCCUGCCCGCUUGCGAUCACCUCCACAAGAACGAGAGCGUGCUCAAAGCCAAGGCGGUGGUGGCCUUCCACCGGGGGAACUUCAGGGAGCUCUACAAGAUCCUGGAGAGCCACCAGUUUUCUCCGCACAACCACCCGAAGCUGCAGCAGCUCUGGCUGAAGGCGCACUACGUGGAGGCGGAGAAACUGCGCGGCCGGCCGCUCGGAGCCGUGGGGAAGUACCGGGUGCGGAGGAAAUUCCCGCUGCCCCGCACGAUAUGGGACGGCGAGGAGACCAGCUACUGCUUUAAGGAGAAGUCCAGGGGAGUACUGCGAGAGUGGUACACGCACAACCCGUACCCGUCCCCGCGGGAAAAGAGAGAGCUGGCCGAGGCCACAGGACUGACCACCACGCAGGUCAGCAACUGGUUCAAAAACAGACGGCAGAGGGACAGAGCCGCAGAGGCGAAGGAGAGAGAGAACAGUGAAAACAACAACGCAGGCGGCAACAAACAGAACCAGCUGUCGCCGCUGGACGGAGGAAAGUCCCUCAUGUCCAGCUCGGAGGACGAGUUUUCUCCACCUCAGAGCCCCGACCAGAACUCAGCGCUUUUGCUCCAGGGCAACAUGAGCCACCCCGUGGCCUCCGCUUACCCCAUGUCCGGCCUGGGGGCCCCACAGCCGGUGCACGGCAUGCACGGACACCCGCACCAACUGCAGGACUCCUUGUUGGGACCUCUAACCUCCAGUCUUGUGGAUUUGGGCUCUUAA